Schistocerca americana (American grasshopper) is the source of this 1515-nucleotide messenger RNA. RefSeq names its product piggyBac transposable element-derived protein 4-like. Lineage: Eukaryota; Metazoa; Arthropoda; Insecta; Orthoptera; Acrididae. Bases 1 to 1515 code for a protein of 504 amino acids. The transcript is spliced from 2 exons. The record is from RefSeq and is a predicted model, not a curated record.
AUGUCUCGAAAGAGUCAAGAAGAAAUGCUUAUGGAAUGGUUAGAGAUUCCACUAAGCAGUGAUGACGAUCUUGAGUGUUUCUCUGACGAUUCCAUUCAAGAUGAGACAUAUGUUGCUCCAGAAUCUGUUGAUUGUGAUAGUGACAGUAGUGACGAAGGAAGUCAAGUACCAGUAAUUAGGACUGAAGAUAUUUCUGGAACAAGACAAUCUGAUGUUAUAAUGAAGGAAUCGACGUCACAGUUGUCUGAUAAUGCUCUGAAACUGCCAUGCAGCAGCAAAAAUGUUACCAAAAACAGCAGGAGUGUGGUUUGGAAAGAUAAACAGUUGAUUAUUCCCGAACUGCAGUCAAAAUUUCAUGACAAUACUUCGUUACCAGAAGAAGUAAUAAACUUAAAUACUCCAUACCAAUUCUUCAAACAUAUAUUUCCAUCUAAAUUGUUUGAUCUAAUUGUCGAAGAGUCUCAUAGAUACAGUGUGCAGUGUAAUCCUGAUAGACCAAUAGAUUUAUCCUGUGAUGACAUAAAAAAAUUUAUAGGCAUCUGUCUCGUAAUGUCAAUAGUUCAUGUACCUAAUACGAGGGAUUACUGGGGAGAAGUUACUGGUACUCAUCUGAUCACGACAACAAUGACAGUGAAUCAGUAUGAGCAAAUACGUAAGUUUCUUCACUUCAAUGACAACAGUGCAAUGAUACCCAGGGGUGAAAAAGGUCAUGAUAGACUCUUCAAGAUAAGACCCAUAAUAGAAUUGAUGAGAUCUCGGUUUCAAACAAUACCUGUUGAGGAGUGUGUUUCUGUUGAUGAACAGAUAUGUUCAACAAAGGCUAGAAGUUAUUUGAAACAAUACAUGCCAAACAAGGCUCAUGAAUAUGGAUACAAAUUAUUUGUUAUUAGUGGCAUAUCUGGUUAUGCCUACGAUUUUGAGAUUUUCACUGGAGAUGAAAAUGAACCAGAAAAACGAGUGACUGGGGAGGAAGACUUGGGAGCAAGUGCAAAUGUUGUAGUUCGACUCAGUAGGAUACUACCAAGAAAUAUGAACCACAAACUGUACUGUGACAAUUAUUACACAAGUCUGCCACUGCUUGUAUGGUUACAUAAACAAGGAAUUUACUCACUCGGGACAGUCAGAAGAAACAGAGUGCCAGACUGCAAGCUCCCUUCAGAAGCUGAGCUGAAGAAAAUGGCACGAGGUGCAUCAGUAGAGCACGUCGCAACAGUGGAUGGUGUCGACAUAUCAAAUGUAGUGUGGAAAGAUAACAAGAGUGUGAUGUUGCUUUCUACACUUGCUGGACAGCAGCCUAUUCAUGAAGCAGGGAGUGGCGGCCGCGGUGCCUCGCUGCCCCCGGCUGUGUCGCUCAGGGCCGCUGCCUGCCGUCUGCUCGCCGGCCGCUGCUUCAACUCGCAAAGGCUCCACGCGACCUACGCUGCCGGGUCGCGCUAUUGCCACGUGUAUGUCCUGGCGGUCCUCGCUGGUCCGCAGCUACAGCUUCAUCUCAUUGUCACUCGACCGUUCACCUGA